AUGGAAGCGGACAGAAAGCUGGCGCUGGCCACAAAGGCACAGCUGUUUCGGCGCAUCGUCCUCUUUGUAAUUCCGGGAUAUCUCCUGGUAGUGGUCGGAUGCUUGGCGACGGCGGUGGACAAGGCCUUCGUCGGCCAUGUCUCCUCCUUGCAGCUCGCCUCGAUCGGUCCGGCCUCCUCCGUCUACGAGAUGUGGACGCAGACCAUCCGCGCCAUCAAUGGAGCCCAGCUGGCGCUGCUGGGGAGCCCUCCGGCCGAGAUGAGCAGAGCCUCGAUCCGUGCAGUGGGAUUUGUCUACAUGACGUCUGCCGGGCUUUUUGGAGGGAUCGCCGCAUUUGUCAUGGCUCCCUCUGCUGUCCGAUGGUUCGGGGCGAGUUCAGAAAUGUUUCCAUUUGCGAUGGCCUACCUGCAGGUUCGCGCCUUUUUCAUGGUCAUGGGCCGCGUUCGGGACAGUUGCAAUGUUGUUUGCUUGGCGGAGAAAGACUCUGUGACCCCUUUUGUGGCGUCCGUGAUAGCUUUUGUGGCUAAUGUGCUUGGCGACCUGCUCCUUUGCCCAAAAUAUGGUGCCUUUGGAGCUGCUGUUGCCACGGAUGUGGCAACGUCCGUGGCUGCAGGUUUCACUUUGCAAAGCUUGCGGAACUCCGGUCUCUGGCCAAAGAAGUUUCCGUGUCCGGGCAGGAGAGAAAGCAGGCACUUUGCAAAGUAUGCUUUCAAUCUCUUUUUAAGCGCGGUGGCGCUCCUGAUGAUUCUGAUCUCGGAGACGCGCCUGGCCUCGAAGAUGGGUACGACCUCCGGCGCCGCGCACCAGAUUCUCGACGCGAUUUGGCGCAUUGCUGGCCUCUCGCUGAGUUUGCCGAUGGAGUGGGCAGGCCAGACCUUUCUGUCCAAAGACCUCACGGGUGCAGAAUGGAGACACAUUGCUUCAGUGAUUUCGGCUGCGUCGAUGUGCUUCUCCAUCCUGAGCGCAG
Messenger RNA from Symbiodinium necroappetens, 967 nucleotides. The record is from the annotation of a GenBank genome assembly. NCBI's taxonomy places the organism in Eukaryota, Dinophyceae, Suessiales, Symbiodiniaceae.